AUGUAUGGUUGUUACUAUAUCGAGUCUUGUCAUCUUGAUAGCUGGCUUCACCUUGCUCUUACAUUGGGGAUUGAAGAGCUCAUCCUUGCAACCAAUUCAAUGGUUCCAAAGUAUAACUUCCCAUUGUCACUUUUAUCUGGUAAGAGUGGAAACUCAAUCCGAUAUCUUCGUCUGAGCUUCUGCAUCUUUCGUCCGACAGUCAGACUUGGGUGCUUCAAAAGCUUGAAGAAGCUGCAUCUGUAUUGUGUGGGUAUUAGCGGGGACGAGUUAGGGUACCUUCUCCCAGUUUCUGUUGCUUUGGAGCAGUUGGAACUCGCAUAUUGCAAUGAGAUAAUUUGCCUGAAGAUACCCCACGUGCUGCAGAGGCUCAGCUGCCUGGAUGUGGCUGCAUGCCACAAUCUUCAAAUGAUAAAGAGUGAAGCUCCAAAUUUGUCCAGUCUGUGCUUUGAAUGGUUCCACCACCAUGUACACACCUCACUUGGAGAGGCAUUGCAUGUGAAAAAAUUACAAAUGCUAUGUUUUAGGGACUUCUACUAUGUGCAGCUCCCGACCAUCAUGCCAAAUCUUGAAGCUCUUACCAUAGAUUCAAUUUGCCAGAUAGCCAGUAUACCAAGCGUGCACAGCAAAUUCUGCUCGUUGAAGUACCUAAACAUUUGUGUUCCUGGAGAGGUACCGGAGGUUCGUGUGAAGUAUGGCUUGUUUUCUGGCGAUCCCUCCCAUCCGCGUCAGAUGCCAGAACACCGAUAUGUCAAGCUCAAACGUGCGAAGAUCAUCGGCUUCUACCCUGCGAAGAGCCUGCUGGAGCUAGCAAGCCAUGUUCUUGAGACGGCAACGUCACUUGAAUGCCUCACACUGGACACCACCUACUGUUCUUGCGGGCGUCGUCACAGCGAUCCUGCCAAGUGCUACCUCGUGGCCAUCAAAAGAUACUUCGAAGGGAAAGUUCCCUCCACGGCUAGGUUAGAUGUUGAGGGGCCUUGCAGCGGCGUGCGACCGAACGACCGUAGGUGGCAAGGUUUUACUGUGUUUGAUGGGCGUUCAUAG
Setaria italica (foxtail millet) is the source of this 1044-nucleotide messenger RNA. RefSeq lists its product as uncharacterized. Lineage: Eukaryota; Viridiplantae; Streptophyta; Magnoliopsida; Poales; Poaceae. The transcript is spliced from 3 exons. The record is from RefSeq and is a predicted model, not a curated record. Bases 1 to 1044 code for a protein of 347 amino acids.